Messenger RNA from Spea bombifrons (plains spadefoot toad), 2497 nucleotides. It is a transcript of the gene FBXO40, whose product is annotated as F-box protein 40. Gene Ontology annotation, molecular function: zinc ion binding; ubiquitin protein ligase activity; protein binding. Lineage: Eukaryota; Metazoa; Chordata; Amphibia; Anura; Pelobatidae. Gene Ontology annotation, cellular component: cytoplasm. The transcript is spliced from 4 exons. The record is from RefSeq and is a predicted model, not a curated record. Bases 159 to 2213 code for a protein of 684 amino acids.
CCUAGACCCUCCGAGGUAUCGCACGGCUCACGGGCCGCAGACCGGGGCUCCCAAUUCCGGGAUGAAGUUACGGUUUACGGGAUUUAAGGCAAAGUAAUCCCCCCGGCCGUUUCCCUGUCUCUGGAACGUCGUCUCGGGGAUAACCCGCCAUCACGGUCAUGGGACGGACGCAGAGACCCCCGGCAGGAGAGCACAGACACUGCGAGAAAUGCUUCAACAAACGCUGCCAAGCGCCUGUAAACACCGGCAUCUCCUGCCCGAUGACUACGUGCCGGUUGCACUGCGACGCCACCUUCCACAUGUGCAAAGAGGAAGAGCACCGUCUAUUGUGCCCCCUCGAGUGGGUUCCCUGCCUCAACUCGGUUUUCGGAUGCCCCUUCUCUAUGAGUCGCUUCAAGCUGGCGAAGCACCUGAAGGUCUGCCCGGCUAGCGUGGUCUGCUGCUCCAUGGACUGGAAUCGCUGGCCGGUUAUCGACAGGGAAGGGAAGCUUUUUGAAAACCUGAUGAAGGACAGGAAGGAGGAGGAGAGUCUGGACGUGGCCCUCGCCCUCAGGGAUCAGAGCGCCCUCUUCGGAUCGCUCAAAAUGGCGGAACUUUUCCCAGAGCUUUCAGAAGACCCCAGAAAUACCAUAAGCCUUCGACAAGCUGAUGAAGACAUGGAAGAAGUUGGCGCUGUGGGGGGAACGGAUCUGAACGACCCCCACGGUAUGGUGAGUGAAAAAGCUGGGCUCAGUCAAUACGAACGCGAGGCUUUGGCAAGAAGCAAAGCCGACGUGGACACGUCCAAAUUCUCCGACUGGGAACGCAUGUUUAGUAAGGAAAAGUCAACAGCCAAGUAUUUGGAGUCCAACGCUGGUCAAAACGAUCCAAAAAACCAAAACGCGAGCAAAGACGCGACCCCCGACGACGUGAAAAAUAAAUCGCAAGACCAAAAGCAGAGUGUUCUAGAUUUGGAGAAAACUGGUUUUGCCCCGUGGCAGGAGGGAGUGCUGGAAAGGCUGAAAUCGGAAGUGGAUUGCGGAAGCUACAAUAUGUACCUGGUCCAUCAUGGCAGCAUGCUGAUCCGAUUCGGCCAGAUGGCAGCCUGCACGCCCAGAGAGAAGGACUUUGUUUACGGCAAGUUGGAGGCGCAGGUGGUGAAGACGGUGCACACCUUCAAAGUGCCGGUGAGCUACUGCGGUAGAAGAGCCAAGCUCGGGGAUGACCGCAGUAAAGUAGAGAAGGCCCAGAAAUUAGUAGAUACCUCUGACCUAGGAGUAGAUCAGAAAGACUUGCCUCUGUCAGAUACGGUCUACACCACCUUGCUUGGUGCCCUGGAGAAAGAGCUGAGGGGACAUAGCAUCUCUGAGACCAAGGCUCUCGAUGGGCUCCUUAUUGACGUUGGGACACAGACUUAUGAUUUUGGCAUGGACGCCUUCUCAAACAAGACGGUUUUAGCCGAUGUUCUUGGUGAAGGAACGUUAGGACUUCACCUGGACAUAGAGAGCGAGUGUGUAACCAGAAGACACAACAAGAACAACUCCAGCUUCACAUUCUCCUGCAACCUUUUCUUCAGACGGGAUGAGUUUCCAUUCCAUUUUAAGAAUGCCCACGCGGACAUCCAGUCGUGCCUCGAUGGCUGGUUCCAACAGCGUUGCCCACUUGCUUACUUGGGUUGCACUUUUGUACAAAACAGGUUCCAACCCGAAAUGCAAAAGUCUCAAGUUAUCUACAGCAAAGACCUUAAGACCUUUGCCCUGAAGCCACAAGUGGCCAGUUCGUUAUAUGAAGGCGUGAGGCCAAACCUUUCGAGAAGUCAUCGGGGGAAGAGCAAGGAUUCCUUGACAGCUCUUCCACUGGAGGUCCUUCAACACAUUGCGGGAUUCCUGGACAGUUUCAGUCUGUAUCAGCUCUCCCAAGUAUCUGUCUUGUUGAGAGACAUCUGUGCCACGUUACUACAGGAGAGGGGGAUGGUUCAUUUAUACUGGGAAAAGAAGACCUAUUCGCAUGGUGGGACAUCGUGGAGAGCUAGGAGAAAGGUGUGGAGUUUCAGCAGCUUAUUCUCCCCCGUCCAUCGCUGGCAGUUCGAUGACAUCCCCUCUAUGUCCGAGCACCUUAAGAUUUGUCCGUUCAACGCCAAGGAACUUAAAAAACAGAAAUUCCAGCUUCCCAGCGUAUUCGAGACGCAGAAGGAGAACAAGGAAACUUUACUCUCCCUCCGAAAGAAGCUAUGACCGUAAAACGUGGCGUGAAAGGGUUAAAGAAAUAAUAAUUAUGGAUACGGGUAGAACGGGGUAAACGCCGAGGGACUUUUGAAGUCUUUAAGAUGCUUCCAGCGUUAGGCUUUUAAAUUAUUUUUCCAAAGAUCCAAUCGCAGCGACUCGCUAAUAACGUCCUUAUGGAAUCCAUGGCUUGUCAGGGGGUAAAAGGUAUUCUGAAUGAAGUCACCUGUGUUUAAGCAGGGGUUCCAGCUGUUAAAUAUGCGCCGAUAUUAAAUCCAAGGAGAAUAUUAAAGGUG